UCUCCCGCGGGCGGCUGCGCUGAGUGUCCGCUCUAGAUCCCUGGCGGCCGCUGCACGGACGAGAUGGCGACCGAGAGGCGACUCCGCCGCUUCUCCGCCGACGGCUGAGGAUUGACACUGUUCAAUCGCAAACCGUUGUAUAUUUCACACUAUGUGCUGAACGUCCAAGAUGUCUGAAAAUAUUUGUUUUGAAGAUUUUUUUUUUUGAUUCCAGUGGAAUCUAGAUUUUUAUUUUAUUUUUUAUUUUUUAAGUUGAGCACACAGACGUUUGAGGAGGAGAGAUCCUAAGACGCAGUGCGUGCCCCUGGCCCGCCAGCCUGUUACAAUGCCCGUGCAAGCCCCACAAUGGACGGAGUUUCUGUCGUGCCCCAUCUGCACCCACACGUUCGAGCAGACCAUCCGGCGCCCCAUCAGCCUGGGCUGCGGCCACACCGUGUGCAAGAUGUGCCUGAACAAGCUGCACCGCAAGGCCUGCCCCUUCGACCAGACGGCCAUCAGCACCGACAUCGAGCUGCUUCCCGUGAACACGGCCCUGCUGCAGCUGGUGGGCGGCCAGGCCCCCAGACAGCAGCCUGUCUCCCUGCUAAGCGGCGCCGACGACACCAAGCACUAUGAGGAAGCCUGCCGCUGUGUGGAGGAGUUGGCUCUCUACCUCAAACCCCUCGGUGGCAGCAGCAAGGGCCUGGUUUUGAGCAGCCCGGCCCAGAGCAUGCUGAGCCGGCCCAUGCAGCGCAAGCUGGUGACGCUAGUGCACUGCCAGCUGGUGGAGGAGGAGGGCCGUGUGCGGGCCAUGCGGGCAGCCCGCUCGCUCGGCGAGCGCACCGUCACCGAGCUCAUCCUCCAGCACCAGAACCCCCAGCAGCUCUCCUCCAACCUGUGGGCUGCCGUGCGUGCUCGCGGCUGCCAGUUCCUGGGGCCCGCCAUGCAGGAAGAGGCUCUGAAGCUGGUGUUGCUGGCCCUGGAAGAUGGCUCGGCCCUGUCUCGCAAGGUCCUUGUCCUCUUCGUGGUGCAGAGGUUGGAGCCACGCUUUCCACAGGCCUCCAAAACCAGCAUCGGGCACGUGGUGCAGCUGCUGUACCGUGCCUCCUGCUUCAAGGUAACAAAACGCGACGAGGACUCGUCCCUCAUGCAGCUGAAGGAGGAGUUCCGCACGUAUGAGGCGCUGCGACGCGAGCAUGACUCGCAGAUUGUGCAGAUCGCCAUGGAGGGGGGGCUGCGCAUCGCCCCUGACCAGUGGUCCUCGCUGCUCUACGGAGACCAAUCACACAAGUCCCACAUGCAGUCCAUCAUCGACAAGCUCCAGACGCCGGCAUCGUUUGCACAGAGCGUCCAGGAGCUGACCAUCGCCCUCCAGAGGACCGGGGACCCUGCUAACCUGAACCGCCUGCGGCCUCACCUCGAGCUUCUGGCUGACAUCGAUCCCAGCCCAGAUGCUCCACCCCCAAUAUGGGAGCAGCUUGACAAUGGGUUGGUGGCAGUGAAGACUGUGGUCCAUGGCCUGGUGGACUUCAUCCAGAACCACAGCAAGAAGGGGAAUGAUCAGCAACAGCCGUCCCAGCACAGCAAGUACAAGACAUACAUGUGCCGGGACAUGAAGCAGAAGGGGGGGUGCCCCCGCGGGGCCAGCUGUACCUUUGCGCAUUCCCAGGAGGAGCUCGACAAGUACCGCAAGAUGAGCAGGCGCCCUCCGGCGCGACGCCCCCACUGCCCAUCCAUGUUGCCGGGCGGUGAGGCGGGGCUGCCAGAUGAGGACGAGGUGGCCCGUGAUGCCCUGGCCCGGAAGUCGCCUGGCUUCAGCAACGGUAUCAUAGCGGCGGGGCCCGGCUCGCCACUGCCACAGCUUAUAUCGCGGGGCCCCAGUUCCUGUGACCCCGGGCGCAAGCCAUCCAGGAUCGACGCUGGCAGCCCUGUUGCCCCGGGAUCACCCCCGGACUGCCUGGACCCCGUCCCCAAAACGCUGGUGGCGAUGAACCACCACUUAUCGAACCAAAGGCAAACCCUCACAGGCCACCGGCAGGGGACCCUGGUCCACAGGGGUCCCCCCAUGUACCCGCAACAGCAGGCUGAGGUCAUCUACCCCGAGCCCCGGCCUCCGGGUUCUGCAAUGCAGUAUGACUCCUCCCAUUACCCUGCAGGAACCCCCUAUCCCUACCAGCCCUCGCCAUAUCUCCCGAAGCGCUACCUCCGCACCUCCUCACAGGCCAGCGAGCCGGGCCUGCUCCCCUACCAGGAACCCUACGCGGGACCCUAUGUGCCGGAACGCCAGUACACCACCCCUCAAUCUGGGCCUCAGUUUUCCGCCAUGUUCCACCACUACGAUGCGCGGCGCCCCCCCCCUACAAGCCAGUCCUACCUGCCACGUGACGACCUGGUCCGCAUGAGUCCCGGCCCUGUCGAUGUCCCCCCACCGCCACCUCCCCCUCCCCCAUCGACGGGAUCUGCAUACCUUCAGGAAUCUUCCCGGGAAUUGUACUCCUCGGAUACAUACUGCCCCGUGGGGCCUCACAUUCAGGUGCGGCCAUGGGUGAAGCCCAACACCAUUCAGGACCCCUACAGUCGGCCUCAGCAGAGCCUGGGUUCCCUGGUCCAGAGACGCAACGAGCUGAUGGCCCAGCUGGAGGAGAGAGAAGUGCUCUCCCCUCCGCCGUUCACCCCCUCGCCGGUGCUGCCCCAUACGUUCCCCAACAACUAUCAGCGCAAGUACAUCGAGGAGAACUCGCAGGGCUACGGGAAGUGUCCCGAGGCCGACUAUGAGAGCCAGUACUCCCCCUGGUCAUGUGACACCAUCAGCUCCUACAUCAGCACCAAGGAGAGCAAGUCCAAAGAGAACGUGACGGCCAGCGGCAUGGAGAUGAUGAAUUCGGAGAGCAAAGGGUUGAGGGAGCCGGUGAUGGACCUGCAGCGCCGGGCGGCUGAGGCCAAAGACGACGACCCCAUCAUCCCAUUCGGGCCACAGCCCACCGUGUCCCGCUUCGGGGCCAUCUCCCGGACCUCCAAGAUGGGCUACCAGACCACCGGGCCCAUCCAGGCCAUGGCUUCCUCUCAGGGGUCGGCCGCAAAACACCUCACGUUUGCCGCCGACUACACCUACGGGAACCACGGAGCCUGGGGAGGCAGCGCCUCUUACGCUCAGCACCAAAACAUGGCUUCUCAGGGACACUUCAGUGAGCGCCCCCCCAGUCUUCCCACCCCCACCUCGGACCGGGAGCUGCUGAAGAUGGAGCUGCGGCAGGUGAACGAGCAGAUCAGCCAGCAGACACAGAUGCGGGGUCUGGAGGCUGCCAGCAACACCCUGCUGCUGCAGAGGGAGGCGGGCCCACUAGCUCCUUCCCCCGGUCCCGGGGACUGGCCCGCGGGAGGCCUGUCCAGUGAGCAGCUAAGCCUGGAGCUGCACCACGUGGAACGAGAGAUUGGCAAGAGGACCCGAGAGAUGGCGCUGACGACUGUAUCGAAAGCUAGCAGGCGAAGCAAGUGCCGACUUGCCUCUUUCCUUCAGGAGAACCACCUGUCCCAUGAGGUGAAGUUUAAGAUGAAACCCUUGGAGAACGGGCAGGCAGAGCACGACGGCCAGCGCGAGGACGUGCCCCUGGGCCUUGGCGAGGUCUCCAAUGGCUCAAGCAGCCUGCCUCAGGACAGCAGUGUCACCUCCCUGGCCAGCAGGACGUCCUCCCUCAGCCUGGCCAGCGACCUGGGGGGCGGCUCCUCGGACCUGCAGAAGAAUGGCGUGGUUCACUCCUGCUCCUAGUCCCUGGUCCAGCAGCCCUCCCCCCAAUGCAGAUCCAUCGGCAGUUGGCCCCCCCAGCCCCGCUGGCCACACCCGGCCCCCGUUCCCUCAGACUCGUUGGCGACUCUAUGGAAACGAGGGCCGGAAGCCUCCGGAUCCCCAGCCUCAGCUGCGAAAGGCCGUUUUAGGCUUUCAGCAGCUGCAGAGUAGGACCUGCCUUAGAUACACCGUGGGAUUGGGGGUCACCGCUUGCGUUAUAUUUGCAUAUGGGGGUGGGGUUAUGUAAAUGACCUCUGUGGAUUUAGACCGCAGUCAUGCAAGUGCACCCAGCUGGCACAAGCCUUUAGAAAUAAGCAGCAUCUGCAGUGUAUUUGAUAUCUACUUUUUGUUCUAUGAAUGAUUUUUUUUUUUUUUUUUUAAAUGGAACUCAUUGCAUUGGAUGGUCGUUUGCUAAACUGAUAUUUAAAGUAUUUUUAGGUUAUUCAGAAAGUCGCCAGAAUAGGUCAAAUUUAAGAAAACAAACACGAGGAAAGUGAAACUUGUAAGCAAAUUUUUUGGUGAAGUGACAUGUUCACCUACUUGGGUGUUUACCGGAAUUACGGCAGUAAUGGGAUUCUGACACCUGGACUUCCUGUCUGCUGCAAAGGCUCCUUUCUGUGGUUACUUGUCAGUCCCACCAUUCGAUUGUCUCUGAAUAUUCCUGACUUCUGGUUCGAAGUGUUUGAGGGUUUGGUUUCUGACAGCAGGGGAAACUCCAUUCAGGGUGACCCUCUUAGGGCUCCUGUUGCUGAUAAGGGGGGUUUACUCGAUGGCACAGGCCUUACCUGUGUUAAGAAUUUUGUUUACCGUAUUUUGUCUAAAAAAAGUGACUUUGAGGCAUUUGGAGAAUUUGUGGGGUUUAUACAACAUGAAUGUUUUUAAAGUUACAAA
Messenger RNA from Paramormyrops kingsleyae, 4654 nucleotides. RefSeq names its product ring finger and CCCH-type domains 1a (gene rc3h1a). Gene Ontology annotation, cellular component: cytoplasmic stress granule. The record is from RefSeq and is a predicted model, not a curated record. Gene Ontology annotation, molecular function: ubiquitin protein ligase activity; mRNA binding; RNA stem-loop binding. NCBI's taxonomy places the organism in Eukaryota, Metazoa, Chordata, Actinopteri, Osteoglossiformes, Mormyridae. Gene Ontology annotation, biological process: nuclear-transcribed mRNA catabolic process, deadenylation-dependent decay; protein polyubiquitination; ubiquitin-dependent protein catabolic process.